AUGCGAGAAACCGUCUACGAGGAGACUGAGAAGAGUUCCGCCUCUUCAAGUCCGGAUCUCACACCAACACCUUCGUCAUGGUCAGAGAAGAGCAUACGAGAGCCUCUCGAGGAGGUGAUAUUCGAGCCAGAUACAUGCCCACAAUCUACAGAUCUGGAAAGAACACCGACAAACGUUCUCAACAGGAUUGCAUCACGAGUAACAACGCAUUCUCUCAAGGAACCUGGCCCACCACCCGACGGCGGCUUCAAGGCAUGGUUGCAAUGCGCUAUGGCAUGGCUUGUCGUCUUCAACACUUGGGGGUUCUGCAAUAGUUUUGGAACCUUCCAGACGUACUACACUCAAAUCCUUGGAGAGACGCCUGCAACCAUAUCAUGGAUCGGUUCAAUACAAGUGUGGGUGCUGUUCUUCCUUGGGACCUUUGCUGGCCGUGCGAUGGAUGCUGGAUACUUUGUGCCUACCUUCGCUGUGGGUACCGUUUUUCAGCUUGUGGGCAUCUUCAUGACAUCUCUAUCCACGAAGUACUGGCAGCUUUUCCUCGCCCAGGGUGUGUGUACUGGCAUUGGUUCUGGAAUUCUGUUCACGCCUUCCAUGGCACUGCUCAGUACCUACUUCUCCAGUCACAAAGGUCUUGCUGUGGCGCUGGCAACUACUGGUAACUCUGCCGGUGGUGCUCUGUAUCCUCUCAUCGCUCGUCAGCUUCUGCCUCAGAUAGGUUUUGGGUGGACCAUUCGCGUGUUGGGCUUGAUCAACCUCGUCUUUUUGUGCACUGCUGGUCUUGCUAUGAAGCCUAGACUCCCACCUCGCAAAUCUGGACCUUUGGUCGACUUUUCUGCUUUCAAGGAGAUUGAUUAUAUGCUUGUCAGCAUUGGCCUGUGCUUCCACAUGUCGAGCUUGUACUUUACGAAUUGGUACAUUGCGUCCUACGGCCGCGAUAUGCUCGGCUUCUCCUACUCAAACUCUGUCAUUCUCCUAAUCAUUCUCAAUGGUGUGGGCAUUCCCGCUCGUGUCCUGGCAGGUCAUGUCGCAGAUCGCUACCUGGGUGCUCUGAACACUCUUGUCCCCGUUCUGCUCUACGUCAACAUCCUUGCCUUCUGCUGGAUGGGUGUCUCUUCCCAAACCUCACUUUACGUCUUUGUCUCUUUCUACGGACUUGGUCUAGCAGCCUUCCAAUCCCUGAUCCCUACCACCAUCGCAAGAAUGACCAAGGACAUUAGCAAAGUCGGCACCAGAAUGGGUAUGGUGUUUACCUUUUUGUCGUUCGCUUCAUUGGUUGGUCCGCCCAUUGGCGGUGCUUUGCUCUCAGCAGGUAGUGGAUCUUACAUUUAUGCUCAAGCUUGGUCUGGCGCUUCGGCUGCUAUUGGAACUGCUCUUGUUGUUGGUGCGAGAGUUUAUGCUUUUGGCUGGGCAAAGGUCAAGUGCUAG
Messenger RNA from Aureobasidium melanogenum CBS 110374, 1425 nucleotides. RefSeq names its product MFS transporter, MCP family, solute carrier family 16, member 10. The record is from RefSeq and is a predicted model, not a curated record. Gene Ontology annotation, biological process: transmembrane transport. Gene Ontology annotation, cellular component: fungal-type vacuole membrane. Bases 1 to 1425 code for a protein of 474 amino acids. The transcript has a single exon. Lineage: Eukaryota; Fungi; Ascomycota; Dothideomycetes; Dothideales; Saccotheciaceae. Gene Ontology annotation, molecular function: transmembrane transporter activity.